Asparagus officinalis (garden asparagus) is the source of this 1081-nucleotide messenger RNA. RefSeq names its product peptidyl-tRNA hydrolase ICT1, mitochondrial. Bases 171 to 650 code for a protein of 159 amino acids. Gene Ontology annotation, biological process: translational termination. The transcript is spliced from 7 exons. Lineage: Eukaryota; Viridiplantae; Streptophyta; Magnoliopsida; Asparagales; Asparagaceae. Gene Ontology annotation, molecular function: translation release factor activity. The record is from RefSeq and is a predicted model, not a curated record.
UCUCCUGGGCCACCUCCUGCCGCAUCUCCGCCGCUCCCUGGCCUCUCCUCGUUCGGAUUCCGUCCCCAGCACCGUCCGAUUAGGGCCCGGGUCGGGCUGGGCCGGAUCCGGUGCGCCGGGAUCCGAACCCGGAGGAGGAGGGAAGAAGAAGGUCUCGCUCGCUCUCGAAGAUGCAGCAGGUCCUUGAGGACGCGGAGGAGCGAGCUCAGUCCGCCGGAUCCGAACCCGCCCCCAAAAUCGCUCUGGACCAUGUUACUGUUAGUUUUGCAAGAAGCGGAGGGCCAGGCGGUCAAAAUGUAAACAAAGUGAACACUAAAGUAGAUAUGCGCUUUAAUGUGAAGCAGGCAUAUUGGCUGAGUGACCGAGUCAGGGAGCGAAUUCUUCAAAUGGAAAAGAAUCGUAUCAACAAAGAUGGGGAGAUUGUGAUAUCCUCUACGAAGACUAGAACACAGAAGGGUAACAUUGAUGAUGCAUUGGAGAAACUUCAGGCAAUUAUUGAUGCUGCAUCAUACGUCCCACCACCUCCUUCUGAAGAGCAAAAGAAAAGGAUUGCAAAACUGGCGGUUGCAAGUGAGCAGAAAAGAAUUCAGAACAAAAAAGCAAUCUCCCAGAAAAAGGCGAUUAGGAGGACGAGGGAUAGCUGGGAUUGACUCAACAACAACAGUAAUCAUCAACAAUGAAAGCUAACAUAUACACAUGCGAAAAUACAUUUCAGCAUAGUUUCCUAAAGAAGAUUGUUGCCUGUGGAUUCGGGCAACUAGUGAUCCUUUCUGUACUGAUGCCAUUUCCCCCCUAUAAUAGGUGAAAGCGCAAGGGAUUUAAGAGUAAUAUGCAUGAACUGAUGGUGGAAAUAUUCGGUCAAAUGAAGGUUGCUGAACUAAAAGCCGAUACUGUACAUACCCAUGCUGCACAUUUUUGUGGAAGGGUUCAACCCACUUUUAAGUCUUAAGGAACAAAAUACUGAGCUGUGAGCUAUAUUUGUAGUACAAUCGUCUUUAUAAUGUUGAUGGAAUCAUGAAAAUUUUAUAUCUGGUUGCAAAUUUGACUGUAAUCUUAUAUGUUCGCGUGGGUAUUUUUCUUU